UCUUUCCAAAAAGCUCUUAAUACAAAACAACAAACUCACAUACCAGAGAAUUGAUAAUAGCCCUUGCUGCAGCCACCAGAGAAUCUCUUAUCAGCAUGGAGGCAGCUGCACCAGCCACUCCAUGGCAUUCUCCAUUGCCAUACUUAUUCGGUGCCCUCGCCGUCAUAUCAAUUCUUAUCUCCUUUUCUUUAUUGAUCCUUGGCUGCUCUUAUUGCCGGAAGGUUUCUGUAUCUGUAUUGAACGGUGACAACGGUGCUGCUCGAGCUGCUGACAUGGAGUCCGAUCCACGAAAAGGCGAUGAUGGUCAGAAUCCGGUGCCAUCCGCCAUGUUUGAUGACAAGGUCUUGGUAAUAAUGGCCGGAGAAGUUAACCCAAGUUUUAUAGCUACUCCUAUGUCGUUGAGUUUAAAUUGUGGUAAAAUUAUGGGUUGCCGUGAAAAUGCAGCUGCGACGGCGACGGUGGCGGCGGAGCAUGGUGAUGGGGAUCGAUUGUAGAUAGGUUCCUAAUUAAUUAGUCUAUGUUUUUCUUUUCCUUCUUUUAAUUUGAAUAUUGAUCUUCUAAAAUGUCUCAAUUUCAUUGUUUUACUUUUAGGUGUGGAUUUUUCUUUUCCAUUUAGUCCUUACAAUAAUACAUGUUAAAAUAAUAACUAUAUAAAAAUCUAUAGUAUUAUAAAGUUCAUGAUCGUGUUUAGG
Messenger RNA from Benincasa hispida (wax gourd), 692 nucleotides. Its product is annotated as protein GLUTAMINE DUMPER 1-like. Lineage: Eukaryota; Viridiplantae; Streptophyta; Magnoliopsida; Cucurbitales; Cucurbitaceae. The record is from RefSeq and is a predicted model, not a curated record. Gene Ontology annotation, biological process: regulation of amino acid export.